This is a messenger RNA of Trichophyton rubrum CBS 118892, 1188 nucleotides long. RefSeq names its product SUMO protease ULP2. Bases 1 to 1188 code for a protein of 395 amino acids. Gene Ontology annotation, biological process: protein desumoylation. Gene Ontology annotation, molecular function: SUMO-specific endopeptidase activity. Gene Ontology annotation, cellular component: nucleus; cytoplasm. NCBI's taxonomy places the organism in Eukaryota, Fungi, Ascomycota, Eurotiomycetes, Onygenales, Arthrodermataceae. The transcript has a single exon. The record is from RefSeq and is a predicted model, not a curated record.
AUGCAAAAAACACAGGGUGCUACGGAAACAAACGUUCUCGACGUACCACCUGAAGUUGGAGGAUCAAAGCCGGAUGUUGACCACUCACCUUCUGAUGCUACUAAGGAAAACCAGGUCCGAGAAUCGUUCACUUCUAUGACCCUGAAAGAUGAUUCAGCAGAGCCUCAUUUUUCUGGCGAUGAUAAGGAAGUUGAGCAUCCAGAAAUCGAAGAAUGGCCGGACGAAGAUGAGAACCCAGUAUCCCACCUCCCUUACAAGAAGGAAGCAGCAUUAUCAUUGGAGAAAGCUAUUGAGCCUGUAACAGAUUCUUUCAAACCUUCGAGGGUGCCUGAAGCGGAAGUUGCUUCCAAAACGUCCAAGGCCGCAAAGAAGCGUGGUAAAAAAGGUCGGAACCCAGGCAUUCGAUACAACGAAAGCCAGCCCGCUAUCAUUGUUUUUGAUUCGUUAGACUGCCCACGGCGCCCUACUAUUGGGAUUCUUCAGGAUUAUCUUGAGGAGGAAGCCAAAACAAAACGGUCAUUGACCAUUGACUCCAAAAGAAUAGUCGGAUUGAAUGCAAAGCAGAUACCGCAUCAGCCGAACUUCUCUGACUGUGGGUUGUAUCUACUCGCAUAUCUUGAGAAAUUCGUGCGGGAUCCAGACCAUUUCGUGAGAUCUGUACUUCGCAAGGAAAUGAACAAAAAUAAGGAUUGGCCAGCCAUGAAACCAGGUUUAUUUCGCUCUCGCUUACGCAAGUUUCUCUGUCAACUUUAUGAGGAGCAACAGGCACUGAGGGAUGGAAAGCUGGGAGAGAACCAACCGCUUAUGGCUGAUGCAAAGUCCUUGAACAUUCUCCUGGUCAAUACCCCGGUGGAAGGUAGCCCUGCUACUGACGAGGAUCGAAAGGAGUCUGAUGUACCCAAAGCCUCCCCAAAGCCAGCAGCCAAACAUGCCGGUUUAGACCUUCCGGUGACACCUACUCGCUCAUCACCUCGCCGCCUUAGAAGCGAGAAAGAAACCCCGAAGACACCAGUAGCUAGCACCGUUCCUUCAUCCAGUGAUCUUAUGCUCCUAAGUUUGUCUGAUACUACCUCGAAGCAGGACAAGCUUGAUGAAACCGAAAAACCUAGCGGGGAAACCAUUCAAGUCCCUAUGACACCGCCUCCAAGGAAGCCAAGUGCUGCGGUUUCCAGAUCGACCUUUCCGUGA